GAGCCACCCUCACUCCCUGGGAGGGAAGUGGCUUGCACGCUAAGGAGACCUGACCCCCUCCGCUCUGUGGAGCACAAGCAUGCCCAGAGCAACCCCUCACUGAGGCAGUUGGGCCAAGCGGUAUCCUCUGAGAGUGACAGCCAGGCUAAGGGGACCCCAUCGUUGAGAGUUUGUCCUGCUCUGAGUGUUAUAGUUUUGACUGGGUGAAUGUGAUGAACCUGACUUCACCAUCUUGCACCCCGUGCACUGGGCCUGCCAGCUCCACUCUCCUGGCUCCACAGCUCAAAGCUAAGUUGCAGUUCUCCUCCAAGGUCUAUAUGUACGCAACAUAAUCAAGGCCCGACUCCAAUUCUGUGCUCAUGAUAGACACCUUCCAAGCAAAAUGUGGAGCAUGUGGUCCUGGGUACGAGACUCCUUUAGAUGCCAUGAAAGGUCCCAGAGAGGAGAUUGUAUACCUGCCCUGUAUCUACAGAAACACUGGGAUAGAGAAACCUGACUAUGUGGCCACAGUGGACGUUGACCCCAAAUCUCCACACUACUGCCAGGUGAUCCACCGCCUGCCCAUGCCCAACCUCCGAGACGAGCUCCAUCACUCUGGGUGGAACACCUGCAGCAGCAGCUUUGGGGAUGUCACAAAGAAACGGAACCGGCUGAUUCUUCCCAGUCUGAUUUCUUCCCGCAUUUAUGUGGUGGAUGUGGGCACAGACAUGCGGGCUCCCAGAAUACAUAAAAUGAUUGAGCCAGUGAAUAUAUUCUGGAAGUGCGGCUUAGCCAAUCCCCACACAACUCACUGCUUGGGCAAUGGUGAGAUCAUGAUCAGCAGCAUGGGAGACCCAUCCGGCAAUGGCAAAGGUGGCUUUAUCUUGCUGGAUGGAGAGACUUUUGAGGUGAAGGGGAACUGGGAGAAAGGAUCCAACAUCCCUAAACUUGGCUAUGAUUUCUGGUACCAGCCACGGCAUAAUGUCUUGAUGAGCACGGAAUGGGGAAUGCCAAAAGUCUUGGCAAAUGGGUUAGACCCAGCAGACCUAAAGACUGGGAGCUAUGGCCGUUACAUUAAUGUGUGGGACUGGACCACUCAUGUCUUCACGCAGUCAGUUGACCUGGGGGAAGACUCCAUCCCUCUGGAAAUCAGAUUCCUCCACAACCCUGAUGCAGCAGAGGGAUAUGUUGGUUGUGCUCUGAGUAGUGCAAUCCAUCGCUUCUACAAGACAGGGAAUGGAAAUUGGGCAGCAGAGAAGGUGGUUCAAGUCCCCAGCAAGAAGGUGAAUGGUUGGCUUUUUCCUGACAUGCCAGGUCUCAUUACUGACAUCCUGAUCUCACUGGAUGACAGGUUCCUGUAUUUCAGCAACUGGCUCCAUGGAGACAUUCGUCAGUAUGAUAUCUCUGACACUCGGAAGCCCAAACUGGUGGGACAGGUGUUCCUGGGAGGCAAGAUUCCAAGAGGUGGGCCAAUUGUUGUGGUGGAAGACCAAGAGCUGAACUCUCAGCCAGAGCCUUUUGUGAUCAAGGGGAAGAGGGUACAAGGUGGACCGCAGAUGAUCCAGCUGAGCUUGGAUGGCAAGAGACUGUAUGUCUCCACUUCCCUCUACAGUGCAUGGGACAAGCAAUUUUACCCAGACCUUGUCAAGGAAGGCUCUGUCAUGCUGCAGAUUGAUGUGGACACUGAGAAAGGUGGACUGAAGGUGAAUAAAAACUUCCUAGUGGAUUUUGGGAAAGAACCUGAUGGACCCGUCCUUGCUCAUGAGAUCCGCUACCCUGGUGGAGACUGCAGCUCUGAUAUCUGGAUCUAAUUCUUGUGUGUGGGUGCCUCUCUCUCUCUCUCUCUCUCUCUCUCUCAUCCUAACUAUACGUGUGAAAAAGGCAUAGGUAGGUCUGAUCUGCUGGGGUUCUAUCCACUACAGAUGUCUAGAUUUCCAUGGGUGCUAAGCCAGAGAAGCCAUGCACCUGCUUGCACACUCCUGGCUGAGCCAGCCAAGUGAGUGUGUCUAGCCAUGAAACAUGAUGUCUUACUUCUCUGCCCUCUCCUGUGGCCUGUCUAUUCACUGAUGGUCAUAAACUUCAAGGUGUACAACUCCCUGUGUUGUGGGAGUCCUGAUAAUCAUUUGUAAAGAGGGAUUCUGGCAGCUGCCUUCAUGCCAAUGUCUCCUAACAAUGCUACAGACCUUAACAUCUGCUAGACUUCCUAAAUUGGCAGAGUUAGUGGAGGGUGUAAAGCUACAAUUUUGAGCGUAUACAAUUAGGCUUAGAAUUAAAUUCUUCUCCACCCCAGUCUCUGGGUCUAAUAAUAAGGAACCUGUGAUCUGCGUGCUCAGAGCUGUAGUCAAGACUAAAUACAACAAGCCCCUGAGCCACCACAAGGAUCCAACAGCUCUUUGAGAUGACUAGAGUUAUCCAUUUUAAUCCCAUACAAGAGAGUGGUGAGAACAUUGUUUUUUCUCUUUACUGUAAACUUUAAUCAUUCAAGCUUUAGGGCUUGUCUGUGCUCAGACAUUAAAUGGAUUAAGGUGGGGUGCAAAUUUAAAGCACAAUAACUGAAUAACUGCAUGUAGGGACAUCCUUAUUCCAGAACAGAGAACUUGUUUCUGUUUAGCUUAAAUCACUUAGUCAAUGCCCUAUUGCACAGCACUAUAUAAACAGGAUUUGAUUGUAGACUGCAAAUUGGUGUCUGUUUCCUGAAGCUGGAUUGUAUUUCAGUUCUUGUGCAGUAAUGCAGCACUUAAAUUGCUUUAACAAACAAAUAAUAAAAUUGUUCUUUGCACAAGCA
Chelonia mydas (Green sea turtle) is the source of this 2764-nucleotide messenger RNA. RefSeq names its product selenium binding protein 1 (gene SELENBP1). The record is from RefSeq and is a predicted model, not a curated record. The transcript has 13 exons. NCBI's taxonomy places the organism in Eukaryota, Metazoa, Chordata, Testudines, Cheloniidae. Gene Ontology annotation, molecular function: protein binding; selenium binding. The coding region runs from base 360 to 1790 and encodes 476 amino acids.